Musa acuminata subsp. malaccensis (wild Malaysian banana) is the source of this 969-nucleotide messenger RNA. Its product is annotated as ethylene-responsive transcription factor ERF109-like. Lineage: Eukaryota; Viridiplantae; Streptophyta; Magnoliopsida; Zingiberales; Musaceae. The record is from RefSeq and is a predicted model, not a curated record. Gene Ontology annotation, molecular function: DNA-binding transcription factor activity; DNA binding. Gene Ontology annotation, biological process: regulation of DNA-templated transcription; ethylene-activated signaling pathway.
CACGCUCCGUUCUCAUUGCAACUCCGAUGCCUCGCUCUCACAUCAGCUGAUCACCCAAUCCUCGAGCAACCCAUAUCAAGCUCAACUCAGCUUACCAUGGUGGCGACGCAGGACCGCCGCCGUCUCCGCCCCGCCCUUCCCGCUGAUCCCCACGGAGUCAUCGACGAAGCAGAGUCUAGCUCGCACGACCGUCAACGUUCCUUCUCCUCCUCCUCCCGCAUCUCACGAGAGCGGGAGCAGUCCGUCAUCGUUGCCGCACUGAUCCACGUCGUCUCUGGCUACCCGGCGGCCCCCGCCGAGCUCUCAAUAGCUGGCGCCUGCGGCUUAUGCGGCAUUGGCGGAUGCCUGGGCUGUGACUUCUUCAUCUCGGCCGCAGAUGACGAGGUCCCGAUGCCGUUUUCUGUAUCAGAAACGACAAUUGGCAGAGGUGGGAAGCAGGUGAGGAAGAGGAAGAAGAAGGGCAAGUACAGGGGAGUGCGGCAGCGGCCGUGGGGGAAGUGGGCGGCGGAGAUCCGGGACCCCAGGCGGGCGGUGCGGAAGUGGCUGGGGACUUUCGAAACGGCGGAGGAGGCGGCGCGGGCCUACGACAUGGCCGCCAUCGAGUUCCGUGGCCCGCGGGCCAAGCUCAAUUUCCCGUUCCCGGAGCAAUAUCCAGCUCAGGUCGACGGAGACCACGAGACUAGCCAGUCCACCUCGCUCUCUUCUUCCAAUCCACCACAGCAGCAACCAUCCGGUGCCCAACACAAGCAGCAGGAUUCGAUGGAUCAUCAAGAGCAGGAAUUGACGGAUAUGUGGGCAGGGCUGCAGGAUCUGAUGUCAUUGGAUGACGGACAACUCUGCGUUGGCUUUAGUUAGACCAUGUCCAAUAUUCCUCUGCUGUUUCCAAGCGAAUCUGGAACUGUUUUACUCUUUGUUUCAGAGACAAAAACAAUGAACAUAUGCUGAAACAGUAAAAAGAGUUGAAAGAAA